UGCGCAUAUGCAGGAGCAUCUUUCCCUAGUUCAUGUCAGGGAGCGAUCGCUUCCUUCAGCUUCCUUUUCCGGUUGGUAUUGAAAGAGAACCAAGAUGGUACAACGGUUAACCUAUCGACGACGUUUGUCGUAUAAUACGAAAAGCAACAGAAGGCGCAUUGUACGUACACCGGGUGGAAAAUUGGUCUAUCAGUAUUUAAAGAAGCCCAAGAAGAUCCCAAGAUGUGGACAGUGUAAAGAGAAGCUGAGAGGUAUUCAGCCUGCUAGACCAAUGGAGCGUUCUCGUAUGUGCAGGCGCAAGAAAACUGUUAAGCGUGUAUAUGGUGGAGUCCUUUGUCAUAAAUGUGUGAAAGAAAGGAUUGUCCGUGCAUUCUUAAUCGAAGAACAAAAGAUCGUCUACAAGGUUAUGAAAGCACAGCAAGCCUCUGCGAAGACGAAAAAAUUAGACAAGUAACUUUGUGCUUUUUAUUAAUUAAAUAAAUAAAAUCACAAAAAAAUUUAACUACA
This is a messenger RNA of Ooceraea biroi (clonal raider ant), 507 nucleotides long. Its product is annotated as 60S ribosomal protein L34. NCBI's taxonomy places the organism in Eukaryota, Metazoa, Arthropoda, Insecta, Hymenoptera, Formicidae. Gene Ontology annotation, biological process: translation. The record is from RefSeq and is a predicted model, not a curated record. Gene Ontology annotation, cellular component: ribosome. Gene Ontology annotation, molecular function: structural constituent of ribosome.